Cynara cardunculus var. scolymus (artichoke) is the source of this 2167-nucleotide messenger RNA. RefSeq names its product dynamin-related protein 4C-like. Gene Ontology annotation, cellular component: microtubule; cytoplasm; membrane. Gene Ontology annotation, molecular function: GTP binding; GTPase activity; microtubule binding. The record is from RefSeq and is a predicted model, not a curated record. The transcript has a single exon. The coding region runs from base 1 to 2034 and encodes 677 amino acids. Lineage: Eukaryota; Viridiplantae; Streptophyta; Magnoliopsida; Asterales; Asteraceae.
AUGGCYCUGAUAGAAACCAAGACAAUAACCUGCUCCUCAUCUUAUGGCGAUGAUGACUAUUCUUCUGUGGUUGACGAGGGUGGCUCCGGCAUCCUCGACCACYACCAUCCGCCCCUUGUAUCUACAUACAACGACCGUAUCCGCCCAUUACUCAACUGUGUUGACAAGCUCCGUCAUCUUGGAGUCAUGCAAGAGGGAAUCCAGCUUCCGACGAUCGUUGUCGUCGGUGAUCAAUCUUCUGGSAAGUCAAGUGUUCUUGAAUCACUCGCUGGAAUCAGCCUGCCUCGUGCUCAAGGUAUUUGCACCAGGGUGCCGCUCAUCAUGAGGCUUCAGCACCACCCUGAUCCUCAUCCGCAACUCCACUUGGAGUACCAUGAAAAAAUGGUCCAUACGGACGAAGCUCACAUCGAAGAUGAUAUCAKUGAUGCAACCAAUGAGAUUGCUGGCAAUGGAAAAGGAAUCUCRCAUACUCCAUUGACUCUGAUUGUUAAGAAGAAAGGUGUUCCGGAUCUUACAAUGGUUGAUUUGCCCGGAAUAACCAGAGUUCCGGUGCACGGGCAACCAGAGGAUAUCUACGAACAAGUUUCAGCCAUCAUCACCGAAUACAUUACGCCGAAGGAAAGCAUUAUUUUGAAUGUUCUUUCUGCAUCUGUUGAUUUCUCGACCUGUGAUUCGAUACGAAUGUCUCAACGAGUGGAUAAGACCGGCGAAAGAACACUUGCCGUUGUGACGAAAGCCGAUAAAAAUCCUGAAGGUCUUUUGGAAAAGGUUACCGGAAAUGAUGUCAACAUUGGUCUCGGCUACAUUUGUGUGAGGAAUAGAGUCGGGAAAGAGACUUAUGAAGAAGCUAGGWUCAAAGAAGCGAAGCUCUUUGAGAGUCAUCCAUAUCUUUCGCUGGUUGAUAAGUCCAUGGUUGGAAUACCUGUUUUGGCUGAAAAGUUGGUGAAGAUUCAGUCGGCGAUCAUCUCCAAGUGUCUCCCGGACAUUGUUGUAAAGAUCAGUGACAAACUUGCAGGUUAUGUUGGUCAACUGAACAAGUUACCAAGGAAGAUGACGUCUGUUGCAGAAGCUAUGACGGCUUUCAUGAGGAUURUUAGUUCUGUGAAAGAAUCSUUGAAGAAAGUUCUCAUGAGAGGAGAGUUUGAUGAAUUCCAAGAUGUUAAAUCAAUGCAUUGCACGGCCCGGCUAUCAGAAAUGCUGAAUGAUUACUCUGCCAAACUGCAAACCACGGCAGACAUUAAAGACGGUGAGCACUUUCUGAUUGAAGAAAUUAUGGUCUUGGAAGAAGCCAAAGGGAUUGGACUUCCAAAUUUUCUCUCUCGACCUGCAUUUCUCGCAGUUUUAAACAAAAAGGUAAACGAGAUUUCAUCGAUGCCAGUUGAAUUUGUUGAAAAAUUGUGGCGUUACAUGGAUGAAGUGGUGAUAAAUGUCAUGAAUUGCCAUUUGGAGAGUUAUCCGAUGCUUCAGUCAUCAAUGAGAAGAGCUGCGCAUAAUCUGGUUGUGAAGAUGAAGGAUGCUUCUGUUAACAGAGUGAUGGAGCUGGUAGAGAUGGAAAAACUGACAGAUUACACUUGUGAUUCUCAAUAUAYAGWGAUCUGGAACAAGUUGAUAACUCAUGAAAACUCUUUCAUGGAGCUUGUUAUCGAUCAUUCGAAGCCGGUGAAAAUCAAAAUCGAAUGGCUGAAUGAGGUUGAGGUGGGGCAUCUGAGAUUGUAUGGUGMUGAUGUGGUAAGACAAGCCUUUGAUAUGAAGAUGAGGAUGAUUGCUUAUUGGAAGAUUGUGUUGAAAAGAAUGGUGGAUUGUAUGGCGCUGCAUAUGCUUUAUAGCAUUCACAAUCUGGUGAAUCGGGACAUUGAGACAGAUAUUGUGUCUGAGAUGAUGGCGCCACGUGGUGGUGGGAUCGAGCGGAUGCUGGAGGAAUCGCCGGCGUUGGCCGGAAAACGGGAGAAGCUGAAUAGAAGUAUUAAGUUGCUGAGGGAAUCUAAAGAAGUUGUUGGAAAUGUGAUUGAUCAGAUCGCUGCAUAUGGUGAUUAGAUGACCUUAAUUAUCUCUAUUUUGUAUUAUGUUUGCGUGGUUAGGUUUUGAUGUUUUUGGACACAACGCACGCCUUCACGGUUUUUUCUGUUAACCAAAUAAUUAUAUAAAUAUUUACUUCUUGCUUUGUUUU